AUGGGAGCCGAAGACAAACUAACACUUGCACGGAAAAUCGGCCGUACGGAACUGCUGGCAUCAUUAUGGGUCGGAUUUGGCCUUGCGACUGUGUUACUUGCUAGUCGCUUCGCGAUUAGGUUACGCCUUCAUCGACGACUAUUUUGGGACGACGUUCUCGCAGGACUCGCCUACAUAUCCCUUCUGGGCCAUAAUAUUUUGGCAACCAUAGCCGUUCCGACCGUUUAUCUACUACUCCAUCUUUACGAAAAUAACCAAGGACUCCUCAUGCCCGGCCUCUUGGAAAAGUUCGAUAUGAUGACAAAGCUAGUGUUCGCCAGCAAUUUCUGCUUCAGAUGUUGUAUUUACUUGGUCAAGGCCAGUCUUCUCGCCCUUCUCUGGAGGCUCUUUCGUAGUCUUCCUGCUUUCAGAAGAGUUUGGUGGGCGAUUACGAUAGUCACCAUAAUGGGUUUUUUGGCUUCGGUUAUACUGCCUCCAGUGGCUUGUCCAUCUGUGUCUGCUCUUGGCUGCCUAUCCGCAAAGACUUUGAAGCUAGAAGCCAUCAGCAUGUAUGUGACUACUAUAUGUGACGUCCUCACAGAUAUUCUAAUCAUGUCUGUGCCUGUUGCAUUUGUGCUCAAGUCUUCUCUCCCUAGGUCUCAAAAGCUUGGCCUUGUUGGGCUAUUUCUGCUUGGUCUUGCUGUUGUCGUAAUGGCAAUUCUUCGCAACCUUGAGACUGACGGGAAAUCUAAGCACCCACCACCAUCUUGGCUGUUAUUCUGGAGUGCUAUGGAGGCAACUGUUGCGGUGAUGGUAUCAUGUUUUGCAUCCUACAAAUCACUCUUUACCUCCCACUCGCGUUCUACGGCUUAUCAUUGCCAAUCUGGGUAUUCCGCAUCUGUUGCUGUUUCAAGCCGGAUGCCAGGCAAUAAAGUUUGGACAGAUAGUGAUUCCCAAAAGGAAAUUAUGCACCGAACAGAAUUCGAAGUUAGCUAUGAAAUGGCCUCUAUACCUGAGCAUCAAGUUAGGAGCCCUGGAUGGGAAGGAAACAGAGUGAUAUGA
Molecule: messenger RNA, 1041 nt
Organism: Nannizzia gypsea CBS 118893
Lineage: Eukaryota; Fungi; Ascomycota; Eurotiomycetes; Onygenales; Arthrodermataceae
Exons: 4
Coding region: 1-1041 (346 amino acids)
Source: RefSeq, a predicted model, not a curated record